GCGGCCAAGAAGGCUGCCCUCAAGGGCACCCAGGCGACGGCCCUCAAGAAGGUCCGCCACUCGGUCACCUUCCACCGCCCCAAGACCCUCGCCCUCCCCCGUGCGCCCAAGUACCAGCGCAAGGCGGUCGCGUCGCUGCCGCGCAUGGACGCGUACCGCACGAUCGUGCACCCGCUCAACACCGAGUCGGCCAUGAAGAAGAUCGAGGAGCACAACACGCUCGUCUUCAUCGUCGACGUCAAGUCGAACAAGCGCCAGAUCAAGGAGGCGGUCAAGAAGCUGUACGACGUCAAGGCGCUCAAGAUCAACACCCUGAUCCGCCCCGACGGCCGGAAGAAGGCGUUUGUUCGCCUGGAGGCGGACGUCGAUGCGCUCGACAUUGCCAACAAGGUGCGUCUCUCGUCUCUUUCUCUCGUCGUGGACGUCGUCGCAGCAGGACUCGCCAACUGA
Messenger RNA from Rhodotorula graminis WP1, 450 nucleotides. RefSeq lists its product as uncharacterized. The annotation marks the transcript as partial. NCBI's taxonomy places the organism in Eukaryota, Fungi, Basidiomycota, Microbotryomycetes, Sporidiobolales, Sporidiobolaceae. Gene Ontology annotation, cellular component: cytosolic large ribosomal subunit; ribosome. Gene Ontology annotation, molecular function: structural constituent of ribosome. The transcript has 3 exons. Gene Ontology annotation, biological process: ribosomal large subunit assembly; translation. The record is from RefSeq and is a predicted model, not a curated record.